Messenger RNA from Scomber scombrus (Atlantic mackerel), 1532 nucleotides. RefSeq names its product FOS like 1, AP-1 transcription factor subunit a (gene fosl1a). The transcript has 4 exons. Gene Ontology annotation, biological process: regulation of transcription by RNA polymerase II. The record is from RefSeq and is a predicted model, not a curated record. Lineage: Eukaryota; Metazoa; Chordata; Actinopteri; Scombriformes; Scombridae. Gene Ontology annotation, molecular function: DNA-binding transcription factor activity, RNA polymerase II-specific; RNA polymerase II cis-regulatory region sequence-specific DNA binding. Gene Ontology annotation, cellular component: nucleus. The coding region runs from base 173 to 1219 and encodes 348 amino acids.
GUUCCCCCAUCAGGACGUGCCUGUUUGGACUCUACCGAUUUACCGCAAUAAGGUGGGCUUGCCCAGAGUUUGAACUGACACACGAGUCUCAUCUCGAAAGUAAUUUCGCGAGACCUUGAAGGCUAUAUAGCCCUAUUUGGAGCCAAUUUUCGGUUUUAUUUAAGAAGAAAGGAUGUUUCGAAAUUUUGGGAGCCACGGACGAGACAACCCGGCGUACACAGGAGGAGCGCCUGGGUCAAACACGGUAUCCCUGGGAAGCACCAGCACCUCCACUACACAACAGGAGCAGAAAUUUACAAUGGCUGGCAGUCAAUUUGUACCAAGCCUCAAUGCCAUCACAACCAACCAAGACCUCCAGUGGCUGGUCCAGCCUUCCCUCAUGCAUCCACCAGGUCCCUCACAAUCUCCAAUACCGCCUUACCCUUCCCUGUCAGGAGCACGGCCUCUGGGUCCACCACCUUCCCAAUCCCACUUUCUCAGACCAGGGGUCAUAAGAGCAGCAGCAAACACUACGCUUUCAACAAAGCGCAGGAGCGAUGAUCAUGUAAGAAAUCCUUACAUAUCAUUGUCUCGCGAAGAGGCGGAGAGACGAAGAAUAAGAAGAGAGCGGAAUAAACUGGCGGCAGCAAAAUGUCGCAAUCGCCGUCGGGAGCUGACCGAGACACUUCAAAGUGAGACUGACCAGCUGGAGGACGAAAAGUCCGUUUUACAGAAGGAAAUUGCUAAUUUACAGAAAGAGAAAGAAAAGCUUGAGCUGGUACUGGAGGCUCACCGUCCCAUCUGUAAAAGAGAGGACUCUGACUCCGAUUCUGACCCAAACCCAGCACUGUCCACUUUAGUGGGCAUCAAAAUGGAGCCGCGGGACUCCAGCAGGCCUGGACCAUCAAGAACACUGCCAGCAAAGAUGGAGAAGCCGAAACCAAAAAUCACUAUCCCUACCAAGCCUGUGACAUCGUCUGCUUCUGCUGUUGUCUUUGAGGCAGAGUCGCUCCACACUCCAGUUCUCAUAUCCACUCCCUCACUCACUCCCUUCACCGCUGGUAUGAUUUUCACCUACCCCUCUACCAGUGCCUCCACCACAUCCCACGCUACAUCACAUCAGGGAAAUGUCCACCAUUCUCAAGCCCCACAGCCGUGUGGGGUAGCUCAUCGCCGCAGCAGCAGCAGUGGCGACCAAUCAGACCACUCCCUGCACUCCCCGACCAUCCUCACACUGUGAUUGACGGCCCUGUCAUCCUGAAAACACUAAUGUUCAGUGCUGACACAGUCUAAGUCAUAGUGUGUGAGUGUGUAACAUAAACACUCUCUGGGAGACGUGACAGAAAUUAAAAUGAUUGUGAUUAACAUUUAAACACAAGCUAUGAACAUCUGCUUAAUUUAAUCUUUUUAGAAAGUUUGUUCUGCACUUUGAUAAAAUACAGAUUAGCGACAUUAUCAGGAUAUGAUUAUUACACUCUUUAGAUUUUUAAUAUUUUAAAUAUAGUCUUUAUAUUUCAGAUUUUAAUAGCUAUAAGUUGGCAUUAUGAAUUUGU